Clunio marinus is the source of this 1248-nucleotide messenger RNA. The record is from the annotation of a GenBank genome assembly. NCBI's taxonomy places the organism in Eukaryota, Metazoa, Arthropoda, Insecta, Diptera, Chironomidae.
AGUCAGGAUUCGAUUUUGUGAACGAGUUGACGGAAAAUUUUUGAAUCUCAGUUUAAAUCCAAUCAUGGAUCGUUCCGGAAUUUUAGUUCUCUUGAUGAUUCUAUCAUCUGUCAGUGUCAAUGGAAAAUUACAUAAGUCUAUAACUGUACAUAAUAUUUUAAUCUUUUGUUUGCCCUGCAAUAUAGCACCAGGUAUUCAAGUAUGUCCAAGAAAUCUACCAAACAUGGCCGAUUGUAUAAUAAAAUCUAUCAGAAAACUUCAGCCAAGUCUUGUGAGUGGAGAUUUAGGUGGAGGAUUUGUUGUUCCACCCUUGGAACCAUUUAAAAUUGCAAAAGCAAAUAUGAAUGAUUUGAAGUUUGACUUUAUUGUUUUCUUUCCUACUUUGGAAAUCAGAGGGAAAUAUGAUUUGGUUUUCAAACUUUAUGGUAAUGACUUUGAUGGAGACGGAAAAUUUUUAUCAGCAUUUGAAAAUCGUCGAGCUCGCAUUGGAAUGAGAGCAUCAACAGUUCAAGUUUGCAGUCGACAUGAUCCAAACAUAGCAAAAUGCAUUAUUGAGAGUGUGAGAAAUUUACAACCAAGACUGGCUGAUGGUGUGUUAGCGCCAGAUUUUAGAGUUCCUCCUUUAGAACCUCUUAAAUUGGACAAUAUGCACAUUGAUCGUGGUCCUAACUUCCAAGUUCGACUCUCUAAUAUGAUUGUCACCAAAGGAGCAUCAAAUUUUAAAAUCGAAAAGCUGAAAGUUAAUGUAAAUGAGCCGUCAUUUGAUUUCAUUAUUCAUCUUCCAAGAAUUGAAUUUAAAGGAAAAUACGAUCUUAAAAUUCGUGUUGUUGUUGUUGAUCUCGUGGGAAAAAAUGAUAUUUAUGGACGACUUGAUGAUUUCAAGGCUCGUGUGAAAGUGCGUGGUAGAAAAUAUGAGAAAAAUGGCCAAACUUACAUGAAAUUUGAAAAGAUUCAACUCAAAAUUAUUGUCGGAAGGAGUAAUAUUGAGCUGAAAAAUCUUUUUGAGAACAAUCCAACACUUGGAAAAGUUGGAAAUGGUUUCAUCAGUGAAAAUUCAGCUUAUUUUGUUUCGGAAAUCAUCCCAAGUUUAGAGAAAAACUUAUCAGAGAUUUUUACAAAAACAGCAAAUUCUAUAAUUGAAACUUCAACUUUUGAUGAAAUGUUUCCAGAAUAAAAUCAAUCGAAUAUUUAUUUUAAGAAAUAGAAUUAACUUUAUUCAAUAAAUUGUGUACCGAGACAUUUUCUGAU